GUAAGCUCUGCAUAUCGCUUUGCAUAUUUGCUGAUCCUCCACUAUUACGGAAGUACCUGACCAAAGACUCAUGUAAUUGGAGACCUGUCUUGAAAAGCCAGCCAUUGGGCUUGUUGAUCUUGCUCAAGCAUCUUGUUCGUUGCUACUUUCGAUUGGGAUAGUCUGAAAUACAAUUGUGAAUUACAAGAACUUAUUGCGCUUGGGCUGGCCUGGAACUGUGAAGGACCGGUCCUCGAGUUGUUCAUUGGGUGUUCCUUGGGAUUAGUGAGAGAUGCUUUGCCAAAAACUGCCCUCCUUCGACGAGUUCCUUUGAAACUGGACGGAGUGACUUGGAUUCGCAGUUUACUUUUGAGCUCAGAACAUCCUCGAUUUAAAAUAAUGAGUAUCAUCCGCAAGGAAAUUGCGGCCAAAUGUGAAUUCACAAUCUUUGACGUUGUUCUCAAGCCCAAAUCGAAUCGAAUAUCUCCAGAGCUGCCAUUAAAUGUCAAAGUCAGUGAAGUUCCGAUUAGAUCAUCACAAUCGUCACUUGGUGACGUCCAGUAAAGAGUAUGAUUCGGCUUCAUUUUCCUCGGCCGAUGGAUCCUAUAGCUUGGAAUGGAGCCCACCCGAAACCAUCGGAGCUCCGGUUACUCUCUAUUCCAAUAAUAAAGAGGAUAAAAUCCAGAAUAAGAUGUGGACCAUUCAAUUGAUUGGCACGUUCCCGUCCAAUCCAGGUGAUCUCAAAGAAGUGAUCUUGGGCAAGAAGGAGCUCGAUCUCGGUCAUCAAUACAAAGAAGAUUGCUCUCGAUUGGGCAUGAUCACGUUACUGUCUUCGGAUUCCAGUGAUUAUGAAUGUCAAGUGAGAUUGCGUUUGUCUGUGGAUAUCCUGGACGACGUGGAUGGGGAUCAUCCACCGAAACAACGGACUAUUCGGAGAAUUCCGCAGAUUAUUGUUGAUGACAAGAAGCAUGCAUGUGUACUUUUGCUGGGAACAACGGGCACGGGCAAGACGAGCACCAUGAACAUCUACACGGGCAAUAACUUGCCCACAGGCAGUGACGCCCAUUCCGUCACCUGUGAAACUGUGUUCUGUAAGGAUCUUGUUCACUCCCAGGGCGUGGCUUGGAUCGACAAUCCGGGAUGGUCGGAUACAGAGGGACGGUCGGAUGCGGCCGUGUUCAAGACGCUCUUGCGGUUUCUUCAGAGAACCGAGUCGUACAAUAUUCAAGCUGUGAUUUGGAACGUGCUCCCUCAACCCCGGAUGGAUUCAACUCUCCAACGGCAAGCCGCAUUCAUCGACAUGUUCACGGUCGAUGAGGCCAAGGGCAAAAUUUGGACCAAGGUCAUCAUCGUGGCCAAAGGGGGCAAGCAACCCGAGGAAGAUUGUCUAGGCGCCAAGAUGGCCGCCAAAAAGCAAUUCGUCCAUGCCGAGCCCACGUGUUUGUCGUAUGAAUUUGUCACGCCAGAAAUCCUCAAAGGCACCUCCGAAGAACUUCGAACGGAACAGCUCCGGAUGCUCACCAAUCUGGAGAUUCGCAAAGAGUUGGAAACGGCCAUCGAAGAUCUCGGACCCGAUCCUGUGCAAGUUGUGUUUGCCAAUCAAAGAUGCGAGGAUUGUGGACAGACCGGAGAUCCAAGAUUGAUGGACGACCGAUGCCAUAAGGAACGGGUUCUGGGUCAUAUUGGUCAGCUAGAACAAAGGUUUCCCAAAGCUGUUGUGGCCGCAUCUAUUGCCGGAAGUGUUCUGGGAGCCAUUGGCCUGGGAGCCGCCUCCACAGUGGCACCAGGGGCCGAGGUGGCCUUGGCUGGCCUACCCAUGGUCCUGGCUCCCGGUGCCGUUUGCUCCACUCACCGCCUUCUCAACUCAGAGUCCCAAGAGGAAGGCGGUCUUUGUGUCAAAAUCCACGAUAUGAGGUGGUCGUGUUGUCGGAAAGGCGAAAAAUCCACGGGCUGCACCUUCAAAUGCUCGUGCGGCUUGAUUUGGGGCAAUAGCCCUCCGUGCAUUCUCAUCAAGCAUCCCGAUCCCAAUGCUGCCAAAGCCAUGUCGGAGUAUGAAGUGUUCAAGAAAGAGCACACCCUCGUGGACAUCAAUAUGGUCGUAUCGGGCUAGAUCAAUAAUGGUAUGAUAUUCGUAUGUCAUGUUCGUAAACAUAAUUGAUUUAUUAGAAAUUUCCAUGUCCAUAUUCAUGUCUCUGAUCUGUUCUUAUUGACGCAAUACUAAGAAAAACGUCCUUACUCUCA
This is a messenger RNA of Tigriopus californicus, 2220 nucleotides long. RefSeq lists its product as uncharacterized. The record is from RefSeq and is a predicted model, not a curated record. NCBI's taxonomy places the organism in Eukaryota, Metazoa, Arthropoda, Copepoda, Harpacticoida, Harpacticidae. The transcript is spliced from 5 exons. Bases 482 to 2089 code for a protein of 535 amino acids.